This is a messenger RNA of Mangifera indica (mango), 2819 nucleotides long. Its product is annotated as hydroxyproline O-galactosyltransferase GALT6-like. Gene Ontology annotation, molecular function: carbohydrate binding; galactosyltransferase activity. NCBI's taxonomy places the organism in Eukaryota, Viridiplantae, Streptophyta, Magnoliopsida, Sapindales, Anacardiaceae. Gene Ontology annotation, cellular component: Golgi membrane. Bases 239 to 2269 code for a protein of 676 amino acids. The transcript has 7 exons. The record is from RefSeq and is a predicted model, not a curated record.
AAGGCAAAUAGUCUCAUAAAUUCAUAAUCUGGAGUCCAGACUCUGGACCGACAGAGAUCAGCAAACAGUUAUGGCAGGCAGGCUCCUCCUAGUUUCCUCCUCCCUCUUUCCAUGAGUUUUCCUGUUGAGACUUAAUCACCCAAUUCUUUAAAUCAAUCUCAGUUUUCUUUCUUGGUUUUAUAUUUUUGAAAAGCGUUCAUUCUCGUUUUGUUUUUAAAAAAAAAAAAAAAAAUCAGAAAUGAAAAAACUUGCCAAGUUACCCUUGAAAUCAUCAGAUAAACUGUACAAGUUUGAGAUGGAUUUUUCAAUGGGCAAGCAAAGAUCGAUUCAAGUUUUGGUUUUUAUAGGUCUUCUCUACUUAUGUUUGGUUGGUUUCGAAAUCCCAUUUGUUUUCAGAGCUUCUAUUUCGCAGGAACCGAUAACUCGACCUCCUGUACUCAACGUCGAACAAGAUUUUCAAGUACACGAGGCCCCGUCUCGUCCUUUGGAGAACUGGGUUUCCCAAAACAAUAACUCAGAUAGCCGGGCUCAGACUCGACAACUCACUCAGUCAAACAACAGAAACAAAAUUCUCUCAAACUUAUCAUUUGAUAACAACACUUUCGACCUUACUGGCGAAUCCAGGUCUUCUGAAAUACACAAGACGGCCGCAACCGCUUUUGAAGUGGGAAGAAGAUUAUGGAAAGAAUUCGAAUCAGGAAAAGUUCAAAUCGAUGCCAAAAAACCUGAAAGCACAUCAGAAUCGUGUCCACACUCCAUUUCACUAUCCGGGCGUGAGUUUUGGAAGAACGGAAGUGUGAUGAUUUUGCCAUGUGGACUCACACUGGGAUCAUAUAUUACGGUGGUGGGCAAGCCGAGGCGGGCCCACCUGGAGACUGUCUCCAACAUUGCUCUGGCGAAGAAUGGUGAGAAAGUUAUGAUUUCACAGUUCAUAAUGGAGUUGCAGGGAUUGAAGACUGUAGAAGGGGAGGACCCACCAAAAAUAUUGCAUUUUAAUCCAAGGCUGAAAGGGGAUUGGAGUGGGAAGCCAGUGAUUGAACUGAACACUUGUUACAGGAUGCAGUGGGGCUCGGCUUUGCGGUGCCAGGGAUGGAAGUCCAGGCCUGAGGAGGACACUGUUGAUGGUCUUGUGAAGUGUGAGAGCUGGACUGGAAAUAAUGAAGGUUUUGCUGAAAAGUCUAAAUCAAAAUGGUGGGAAAACAUGAAUCGGUUUCUAGGUGUAAAGAAAAAAGUAACUGUUGAAUGGCCAUUCCCAUUUGUAGAGGACAGUCUUUUUGUAAUGACUCUUCGUGCAGGUUUUGAGGGUUAUCAUGUUGAUGUUGGUGGGAAUCAUAUCGUCUCCUUUCCCUAUCGAACUGGAUUCACUCUUGAAGAUGCCACUGGGCUAACUUUGAAUGAGGACGUUGAUGUUGUCUCGGUAUUUGCUGCAUCCUUGCCUUUGUCACAUCCUAGUUUUGCUCCUCAAAGGCACCUUGAGAUGUCAACCAAAUGGCAGGCUCCACCUCUUCCUGAUCAGCCUGUGGAACUUUUCACUGGAAUACUCUCUGCAGGCAAUCAUUUUGCUGAGAGGAUGGCUGUGAGAAAGACUUGGAUGCAACAUGAACUUGUUAAAUCAUCAAAUGUAGUAGCUCGUUUCUUUGUGGCACUGCAUGCUAGGAAGGAAGUGAAUGUCGAAUUGAAGAAAGAAGCAGAAUUUUUUGGUGACAUUGUGAUCGUUCCUUACAUGGAUAACUAUGAUCUUGUGGUGUUGAAAACUGUUGCCAUAUGUGAAUAUGGGGCUCGUGCAGUGUCUGCUAAGUAUAUUAUGAAAUGCGAUGAUGAUACAUUUGUACGAGUAGAUGUAAUUAUUAAUGAAGCAAGGAAAGUACCCGAAGGCAGGAGCUUCUAUAUCGGGAACAUUAACUACUACCAUAAGCCCCUACGCCAGGGUAAAUGGGCAGUAACAUAUGAGGAAUGGCCAGAGGAAGAUUAUCCACCCUAUGCUAAUGGGCCAGGCUACAUAUUGUCAUCCGACAUUGCACAGUCCAUUGUGUCUGAUUUUGAAAACCGUGAACUGAGAUUGUUCAAAAUGGAAGACGUGAGUAUGGGAAUGUGGGUAGAGAAGUUCAACAGCUCGAAACCAGUAGAUUAUCUACACAGUUUGAAGUUUUGCCAGUUCGGGUGCAUCGAAGGUUACUACACAGCUCAUUACCAGUCUCCGAGGCAGAUGAUCUGCCUGUGGAGUAAAUUGCAAAAGACAGGAAAGGCUGAGUGUUGUGAUAUGAGAUGAUUAUGGUUUCUGGUCAUGAAGAACAUGGGAACAAAUUUUGCAGUCAUAUAGCACUAUUUAUCUAUUGUAUAUCCAGUGGUUAGUUGAUUUAGGCCUCUGCAAAUAUUCUUCUCUUUAUAUUCUUUCAUUUUCCUUCUUUUGUCUUAAACAUUUUUAUAUAUAUUCCAUUACAUUUAUAGAAAGAUUUAAAAAAAAAAUUGAAGCCCAAUACAAUGAAACAGGAGACCUUCUUUACAACAAAGUCAGCAGAUAACAUAUUCAAUACCUUGAGGUACCUUUUCUUGUAGCUUCCUAGCAUAUUUUCUAGCAAUUUCUUUGUCUUUGUCAUCCUCGAACUCUCAAUAUUUUCCCAGUGACAAUGGGUUGGUGGGGUUAGCAGUCAUUUUCUCAAGCCUGACGGCAUUUUAAAGAAGGUAACGUAGAAUCCAAUUACUUCCACCACCUUGAGGUGUUGAUGGGAGCAUUUAGUACAUGUAUGUACUGUUCUUCUCUGCUAUAACCAAUAUAUGACUAAAGAUCAAUGAAAAAAGAGAAGAGUGCAUAUUACUAA